Messenger RNA from Oppiella nova, 1782 nucleotides. The record is from the annotation of a GenBank genome assembly. Lineage: Eukaryota; Metazoa; Arthropoda; Arachnida; Sarcoptiformes; Oppiidae.
AUGGGCGCUUGUGCAGGCAAACACCAACACCUCAAGCGUGAGGCGCACGACAAGUACCUCCCGGUGCCCAUCAAAAACCACAACAACAAUAGCACCAACGACUUGAUCGUCAAGUUUCGCGAAUCGCAAAACUUGGACAACAAAAACAUUCCCAGAAUAUACCGCUUAUCAUACCUGAGCCGAGACUUUGAUCCCCGAUCCUUUGACUUUAGUGAUGAACUAUGCGUUCACAUCCUAAGCUACCUAUCCCUCGAGGACCGCCUGCGCCUGGAGUCUGUAUGCCAACAGUGGCAGCGAUUAAUCUACCGGAGCGUACGUACCCUUGACUACCCCCUCCCGAGUAGGCUAUACUCGCAUUUAGAUGGGAAUUACAUGUCAGACAAGCACUGGCUAUACGUGUCGAGACAGGUGCUCCGAAAGUGUCACUUUUUGACCAAGGUUAGGUUGUUGGAUACGUGCGAUACGGAUGUGCUUGCUGUUUUGGCUAAGAAUUGUCACUGGUUAGAGUCAAUUGAGUGGAGGUUCCAUAAUUUGUUACCUGUGCGCCGGGAGGUGUUGAGUAAACUAUGCGACAAUUGUGGUAAUAGUUUAACUUGCAUCAGGGUAAAGGAACUGGAUGAACAAGCGUUUAAUUCAGAGUCGGGGCUAUCGGUGCUCAUCGUCUACAGUGAAUACCUGCUAAACAUCCGCACCGUUAGUGUUGCCAUCGAUUCCGACAAAUGUCUCAAAUAUUUUCAACUCUUCGCCGACAUCUAUAACCAAAGGAUAACAUCACUGGAAAUACGGCUCAAAUUCAGCACAUUUUACACACAACUGGAGGACACCUUUGCAUCCAUAGCCCAGUUCCUAAACCUCCAGUCCCUCACCAUAACCUUGGAGUCGGAGUACCCCUUGGACGUUGAGCUCAGCGCCGGUGCCUCACUAUUAGCUCAUUGUUGUCAAAACCUAACGGCGCUGACCCUUGAACUCCGGGAUCACAUACGAUGCACAUCCGGGUCGGUACUGGAAAGCCUACAGCCGUUUCGAUCCCUAACCUCCCUGUCCGUUCGGAUCCGCUCCCCAGACAUUGAAUUGGGUUCACUUGAAUGGCUGACCGCUAUGUCCGGGUUGACUGACCUACAGGUGCUGUACAGCGGGUUAGACGACGAGAUGUUCCUAAAUAUCGACAAAUACUGUCCACUCGUACGGCGUUUAGUACUGAAAACACGGGAACGCCUAUCAAACGAAACCCUAUACUCUGUGUCCCUAUUGAAGUCAUUACGCGAUUUACGAGUAUACUGUCCACCCUAUGCCAUACAGGGUAUCACUGAUACCGGGGUCUGUCACCUACUGAACCACUGCCAGAAUAUACGGAAUAUUCUAUUGGAAUGCGGCGUAAAGUUAACGGAAAUAUCGUUUCUAACGCUAAACGCGUGGGCAAACAGCCGGCCCUCCCGUUCCCAUCGGUUCAGCUUCUGUUGGCAACGACCCCCAGAAAUGGCCGAUACGUAUGAUCCAAGGGCUAGACUGCCAGCCCAUGAGCUAUGGCCAGACCUACUGUGUCUGCCCGAGAAUCUGACGAUCGUUUGUCGCGAAUAUUUUGCCGGCAAUAGUGAGGCUAUUGUUCGGAACGGUAUCCAACGGUAUGGCCGACAGUUCACGUGGACUGACCCCGGAGUGGGUGCGGGAGAUAAGAGGGUAGCGAAUAGGGAGAGCGCGCAGAGCGGUCAACACCCGCCCCAAACACCGCCCGUGUAUUACAGAUUCGGCGCGUUUCCCGAUGUCGUGCCACACGUCGCGUGA